AUGGCCCAUUCGGAUGAGGACGAAGAAAAGCAUUUCCCAUCGCAGAGUCAAACAGCAGCAGAUCUGCAAUCGCAGAAAGACGACAGCUCAACAACCCAGGAUCCAAAUGUAGUCGAUCGGGAUGGCGACACGGACCCCCAGAACCCACGCAACUGGUCCAUCAAAACCAAGAUCGCCAACACUUCUCUCGUGACUGUCCUGACGCUCCUCACACCUCCAGCGUCGAGCAUGUUCGCACCAGGCGUGCUCCAAGUCCUGCGGGACUUCCGCACCACGUCUGCCACAAUCGCCGAACUCGUCGUGUUGAUUUACAUCUUAGGCUUUGCCGUGGGACCUCUGAUCAUCUCUCCGCUGUCAGAGAUGGAUGGAAGAUAUCCGGUCUAUGUGGUUUGCAACGUCAUGUUCUUGAUGUGGACGAUUGCGUGUGCCGUCGUGCAAUCGAUGCCGCAACUCAUCGUGUUUCGAUUCUUGAUUCGGAUGCAGCCUGUCGGGACGCAGUACCAGCAUAUCCAGAUGGGCCCAUAG
This is a messenger RNA of Lecanosticta acicola, 525 nucleotides long. Lineage: Eukaryota; Fungi; Ascomycota; Dothideomycetes; Mycosphaerellales; Mycosphaerellaceae. The record is from the annotation of a GenBank genome assembly.